AUGGAAGUUCAUCUACGUUCAUACCAAAUUCAUACAAAACUCAAGCAAAAGAGGCAUUUCAAUCUAGAAAGGGAGAAAGAACACAAGGCAUACCUUGUUAUCACCGCCCUACACGGUUGCCGGAAAUCGCCUGGCUCACGAAAAAUCUUUUCACGCCUCGCCGGAAAUCGCUCCGCCGAACAAACGUUGCCACAUGGCACUCGUGACGUCACAACUUCCCUUCGGAAGGCUCCCUUCCGAAGCGUGAAAGGAAUCGCAACCCGCGCUGACGUCACAACUUCCCUCGGAAGGCUCCCUUCCGAAGCUUGGAAGGAACCCUCGCGACACGCGAUGACGUCACACCUUCCCUUCGGAAGGCAUGUUGACGUCACAACUUCCCUUCGGAAGGCUCCCUUCCGAAGCUUGGAAGGAACCCUCGCGACACGUGAUGACGUCACACCUUCCCCUCGGAAGGCAUGA
This is a messenger RNA of Prunus armeniaca (apricot), 459 nucleotides long. NCBI's taxonomy places the organism in Eukaryota, Viridiplantae, Streptophyta, Magnoliopsida, Rosales, Rosaceae. The record is from the annotation of a GenBank genome assembly.